Messenger RNA from Lasiodiplodia theobromae, 1119 nucleotides. RefSeq lists its product as uncharacterized. The record is from RefSeq and is a predicted model, not a curated record. NCBI's taxonomy places the organism in Eukaryota, Fungi, Ascomycota, Dothideomycetes, Botryosphaeriales, Botryosphaeriaceae. Bases 1 to 1119 code for a protein of 372 amino acids. The transcript has a single exon.
AUGGAGAAGCCAAAGGCCCACAGCUUCGGGCCGCCGUUCAUCCCGAAGCACUCGCUCUUCCACGGCCUGCACAAGCCCACAACCAACAACACCCUCUGCCUCGCCUCGACCUCCAAAAAGCUCCCCGACCGGCUGCCGGGCCACCCGCAAACGCGCCUACUGCACAGUGAUCUGGCCGCCUUCCUCAAACGCGACUUGGAGACGCCCAAGCUCGACCGCUUUUACCACUGGCUCUGGAUGGUCGCAGCGGCGGCGACGCGCGAUCGACCAAUCAACACGCUGACGCACCAGCAGGUGCGCGGGCGUGAUGUUACCGUCUCACAGAACCCGGAGCUGCACUGCGUGUGGCACGACAAGCGCAUCUUCCUCAAGCCCAUCCCGGCAUACCUGCUGUCGUACGAGUUCUGGGAUGCCGUCUUCACCGAGGAGUGGUGUGCGACUGAAGAGGGGAGGCUGGUGGUGAGCAGCACGCUGGGUUUCAUGCGGAGUUACUCGUACCUCGUGCAGCACCCGUCCGACUUUGCAAUCGCGACGUCGAAGGGGUUGAUUCCGGAGAAUGUGGGUGUGGGGCCGGCUGACGCGCGCGAGGAAAAGGACGGAGAGAAGGAGAAGGACAAAGAGCCGGCGAAGAUCACGUUUGAGGACUUCAUUGCCUUCAUUGAUUGGUUCAACAACACUAAAGUGGGAGACGACCAGGUCUCGUUGCGGUAUCACUAUGGUGACCUCCGCCUCAGCAGGCUCAACUUUUGGGCCAAGUUCGUGCUCCGCGACUUCAACUUCGAGAAAGCCUACGGCAACUACGACGCCUACUUCUCACGCUUCUACGGCCCGCUUCUGUUCACCUUCGGUUGUAUUAACCUUAUUAUGGGCGCUAUCAAUCUGGGAAUAAACACGGAGAAAGGAGGGUGGAAGAGCGCGAGUUGGAAGCACUUGUACGACGUGGGGAACGUCUUCGCCAUCAUUAUUCUUGUGUUCAUCUGCCUUGUCAUCCUGACAUUGGUUGGACUGUUCACUUUCAUGGCCAUGAAGGAGGCCGUGUAUGCCGUGAAGGAGCAUCGGAAGAAGCUGGAAAGGGCGCUUGGGUUGCUUGACGAGGAGAAGGGCGCCAAGAGCCAUUGA